UUUAAGAUGGCGUCUCCUGCAAAGGUGACUGGGGGUGGGAAGCUGAUUCUCAUCAGCGGGGACGGGGAGAGACACGAGGUCAGCAGAGAGACGGCAAAGAUAUUUAGAGCCCUGGAAACAAUGAUAGAAAGUCUUGGAGAUAAAGAAGAGCUGGUCGAGCCUAUUCCCCUUCCCAACGUUAGUGGGAGUGUCUUGGGUAGAAUGAUAGCCUGGUCUGAACAUCACGUGACCACAUGUUCAUUUUCGGCCGAGGCUCCGCCCAGUUCUCCGAUAAACAGCGAAGUACCUGUGCAGCCUGUGGUGAGGCCUAAAGUACCGAAGAGACGUCAGCCUCAGUUCCCACCUCCUGACGUGGUCCCUACCGCAUGGGAGAAGGAUUUCCUUGAGAGGAACAGAGAGGAUUUAUACGAUUUAUUAUUAGCCGCCAAUUACUUAGACGUUAAGAGACUGAUGGACUUGCUCUGUGCUCGUGUGGCUGAUCUAAUUAAAGGGAAAGACCCGGCAAAGAUACGAAAAACUUUCCACGUUCCGGAACCUUCGUGAUAUGAAUUGAGAUUCACAAAUUUUUAAUGUAUUUAUGUGUGCUAAAUAUAAUUUAAUUUUUAAAAGAAACUACACGAAUCAAACAAUUUGCAGAUUGCCAAAAAGAGAGAAUGAUCCUUCGCUAUAAUUAUGGUAUCAAAUGGACUUGAGAGUCUUUCAAAUAGUGAUUUUCAUAAUUUAUUGGUUUUCAAUC
This is a messenger RNA of Amphimedon queenslandica, 736 nucleotides long. Its product is annotated as E3 ubiquitin ligase complex SCF subunit sconC-like. The transcript is spliced from 3 exons. The coding region runs from base 7 to 543 and encodes 178 amino acids. The record is from RefSeq and is a predicted model, not a curated record. NCBI's taxonomy places the organism in Eukaryota, Metazoa, Porifera, Demospongiae, Haplosclerida, Niphatidae. Gene Ontology annotation, biological process: ubiquitin-dependent protein catabolic process.